Messenger RNA from Neomonachus schauinslandi (Hawaiian monk seal), 1524 nucleotides. RefSeq names its product nuclear receptor subfamily 6 group A member 1 (gene NR6A1). Gene Ontology annotation, molecular function: sequence-specific DNA binding; zinc ion binding; DNA-binding transcription factor activity. Gene Ontology annotation, biological process: regulation of DNA-templated transcription. NCBI's taxonomy places the organism in Eukaryota, Metazoa, Chordata, Mammalia, Carnivora, Phocidae. The transcript has 9 exons. The coding region runs from base 1 to 1368 and encodes 455 amino acids. The record is from RefSeq and is a predicted model, not a curated record.
AUGUACAAGUUUGAGUGUGAACCUAGGCUUUCAUUUUUCUAUGAUGAAUUACCUAAGUGUGGACUCAAAGGGUCAUAUGAUGAUCGGGCUGAACAACGAACCUGUCUCAUUUGUGGGGACCGUGCUACAGGCUUGCACUAUGGGAUCAUCUCCUGUGAGGGCUGCAAGGGGUUUUUCAAGCGGAGCAUUUGCAACAAGCGGGUGUAUCGGUGCAGUCGUGACAAGAACUGUGUUAUGUCUCGGAAGCAGAGGAACCGGUGCCAGUACUGCCGCCUGCUCAAGUGCCUCCAGAUGGGGAUGAAUCGGAAGGCAAUCAGAGAAGAUGGCAUGCCUGGAGGCCGAAAUAAGAGCAUUGGGCCCGUCCAGAUAUCAGAGGAAGAGAUCGAAAGGAUCAUGUCUGGGCAGGAAUUUGAGGAAGAGGCCAAUCACUGGAGCAACCAUGGUGACAGCGACCACAGUUCCCCUGGGAACAGGGCUUCAGAGAGCAACCAGCCCUCACCAGGCUCCACACUGUCCUCCAGUAGGUCUGUGGAACUAAAUGGAUUCAUGGCAUUCAGGGAGCAGUACAUGGGGAUGUCUGUGCCUCCACACUAUCAAUACAUACCGCACCUUUUUAGCUAUUCCGCCCACUCGCCACUCCUGCCCCCACAAGCUCGCAGCCUGGAUCCCCAGUCAUACAGUCUGAUUCACCAGCUGGUGUCAGCCGAGGACCUGGAGCCACUGGGCACACCCAUGUUGAUUGAAGAUGGGUAUGCUGUGACUCAGGCAGAGCUGUUUGCCCUGCUUUGCCGCCUGGCUGAUGAGCUGCUCUUUAGGCAGAUUGCCUGGAUCAAGAAACUGCCUUUCUUCUGCGAGCUCUCAAUCAAGGAUUACACGUGCCUCCUGAGCUCUACCUGGCAGGAAUUAAUCCUGCUGUCCUCCCUCACCGUUUAUAGCAAACAGAUCUUUGGGGAGCUGGCUGAUGUCACUGCCAAGUACUCACCCUCUGAUGAAGAACUACACAGAUUUAGUGAUGAAGGGAUGGAGGUGAUCGAGCGGCUCAUCUACCUGUAUCACAAGUUCCAUCAGUUAAAGGUCAGCAAUGAGGAGUAUGCUUGCAUGAAAGCAAUUAACUUCUUAAAUCAAGAUAUCAGGGGUCUGACCAGUGCCUCACAGCUGGAACAGUUGAACAAGCGAUAUUGGUACAUUUGUCAGGAUUUCACUGAAUAUAAAUAUACACAUCAGCCGAACCGCUUUCCUGACCUCAUGAUGUGCUUACCUGAGAUUCGCUAUAUUGCAGGAAAGAUGGUGAAUGUACCCCUGGAGCAGCUGCCCCUCCUCUUUAAGGUGGUACUGCAUUCCUGCAAGACAAGUGUGGGCAAGGAAUGACCUGUUCCCAGCGCCCCUCCUCAGGCCAACCACAGCGCCUUGGGUGGGCAGGACAGGCUCCAGAAGAAAGAGCCAGAGAGACCAAGAUGGAGGCUGUGGAGCAAUGUUUCCAGUUGCCUCCAUAGCAAGAAGAGUUUUUGUUUGUUUGUCUGUUUU